GCUUUUUGACAUAAACAAACCUCAGCUGUUUUUGCGUAGUUUGUUUUUAUUUUCACUCGCCAUUCCAGCGAGAACGCACGCAAGAGUGCUCAAAAGAAUUUUCUCAGUCACUUUUCCGUGGCCCCAAAUGGCCAUAUUGGAGUAUCAAGUGGAUAUUUAGCUAGAAAAGUGAUAAAUUGUGCUAUUUUGGGUGAAAAUUCUGUGCUAGAAGGUCGUGAAAAGUGAACAAAGAAGCUUACAAGAGAUACCUGGCAAAUUUUCUUUGUUUGUUGGAUCAUCGUCCUCCUUUUUGCAGUCAUCUGACUCUCUACAAACAAAAAUCACCCAGAUUAUCCACCAAUUUUGCUGGUCAGAAUUACGUGGAAAAGGACUCAGUUUUGUGCAAUUUGAAGCAUUUUCUGUGAAUAAAAUGCCCUUUUAUUCAAAAGACUGGAGAGAUCCAGGCGAGGCUUGGGUGAAAACCAAUGAAGGAUGGGAAAAACUGAAGGUUCUGGAGUGUGGAAAGAGAAAAAGAUGCAGCAGCGAGUGCAGCAACUCGUCAGAAUGCGACACGGAAAAUUGGAGUAGCGAUUCUGAAGUGGAGAUUCCACCUCACUGCCACAUUACGCUCAAAUGCACCCGCGAGAUUGCCGGAUUCAAUGCCCUGGGCGAAGCUGUUCGACGUCUUGACUUCCGGAGCGCCGUGAAGGAUCGCAAGAGAUUCCAAUACAUCUGUGCACUGCUGAGGAUGCUUGUGGCUCACAAGGGUAUUGCCAGUUUGCCUGGAGGUGCUCAGAGACUUUUGCUGCAGAUGGUGGAGGAAGUCGCGUGUCACGUGAGCGAUAGUCAGCAAAAUCUCAAUAUUCUGAGAGCACUGGUGUUGCAAUUGCAAGAGAUUAUCUACCAGGAGAAUCAGAAGUGCUGGGGUAAGCCCCUGGGAAGUCAGAGUCUGUGGAAAGGUCACUUGGAGACGAUUCAGCGUAUUCAGCAUAUCACGAAUGAGAUUCGCAUCAGUGGUCCUGGUCCAGAGAUUCGUCCAAAACUUCAUGAUCUGCCCGAAGAGUGUGUGCGUGAGAUUAUUUUGCGCCUGGCCGACUAUCGGGAUCUUGAGGCCUCGUCGACGGCCUGGUCUCUCAUGUCGGCCCUCGUGGCUGAACAGAGAGUCUGGCGUGAGUUGACAUACUUCCACUUUACACCAGAACAGAUUCAGGUGCUGCUGGAGAAGGAGAAGCACAUUCAUGAGGAUGGAUCAAAGGACUGGAAGAAGAUCUAUCAUGCUCUUAGGAAAACCUAUGGCCUUCGGGAGGAUCUUCAGUAUGCGGAAAUUCUGUCUCUCUGUCGCUUCUGUCGGUGCCUCUUCUGGCCAUCAGCCGGCCAUCCAUGCAUUGCUGAUCAGAGUCCGGAUUUCAGGGCACGUCUCAAGGAAGCUGGAUGUCUGAUUGAAUCACAGCCAGUGCCACCGGCUCAAUUUCUCAAGUAUUUUUCUCUGUAAAUAACCUUUCUCUAAUAUUUCUCGUGAAUUUUUUCGAGCCGCAAAUUUAAAAAAAAAAAAAAACAAAAUCAACAGAUGGAAAAUCCCGGAAAAACCACAGGCAGAUUUAAUUUUACGGGUGUAUUUAAUUGUUGUAUCAUUCUAAAAAUGAAAAAAAAAGAAAAAAAAUAUUAGUAUUAAUAGAGAAUAAUGGAUGAGAAUUUUUGAGGCAGACAACUUCUGCUGAGAUAAAAUAUUGAAAAUUCACAAUCAUAAGUCAUUCCUGCAAACGAGAGAAAAAUCCAUCCAUUUCACUAUAAUAAUUGUGCUCUAAAAUACACUGCUGAUGAUAAUUCUAGAAACAUGAAUUUAUGUGACGAAUUUUAUGUGACAAAACGUCCUUUGUGAUAUUUUCCUGGGAAAAAUAAUUGACCAUAGAUAGACACGGGAUUAUUGAAAUUUUAUACAGAAAAAAUAAGUCUGAAUUCUUAAUUUUGGGUGAUUUUUAAUUAAGGAAAAGAAAUCUCUUUGUAUUCUUCCAAAUUUCGUCACUGCCACAAAAUAAUUACGGUUUUUUUGGUUGAAAAGAAAA
Messenger RNA from Phlebotomus papatasi, 2042 nucleotides. Its product is annotated as F-box only protein 32. Gene Ontology annotation, molecular function: protein binding. Gene Ontology annotation, cellular component: SCF ubiquitin ligase complex; nucleus; cytoplasm. Lineage: Eukaryota; Metazoa; Arthropoda; Insecta; Diptera; Psychodidae. The transcript has 5 exons. Bases 410 to 1471 code for a protein of 353 amino acids. The record is from RefSeq and is a predicted model, not a curated record. Gene Ontology annotation, biological process: protein ubiquitination.